AUAUAUAGAUGGAUCAUUGACACGUGACCACUCUCCUUCUCCUUCUCCUUGCAGCACAUGCAACUCCCUGAGCUGCCAUGCAUGAACAUGGCGUCACCCUCCAUAGAUGCCAGCUUCAUCGUCCCCACUCUUGUACCCCUGAUUGAGCUCCACAGUACACUAUAUCUACGUGUGUACGCAUAAUAAUGGCGGCAUGUGCUCCAACAGUUGGAUUAGAUUAAUGGCGGCAUCCCCAAGUUCGAUCGGUCGGCUUGCGCAUUCAAUUCAAUUCCAUCCAUCCCUUCUGUAGCCGCUAGUUAAAUUGAUUGGUUGAUUGUUUGAUUGCCUCUACGGCUCUACGCGUACGUGAAGAUCCAUCGAGCUGUGUGUUCAGUAAUUCUUCAUUGAUGGAUCUUCCAUGGAUCGUCCGUCGCCCGCUGCUGGAGUCUAUAUACACACCACGCUCGCCAUGGCUCCCUCACUUCGCUUGCAGUAGUUGCAGAGGUGCAGCGGCCUGCAGGUAGAUAGACAACGGGCGCCAUGGAAGGAGGCGGUGGAGGGAGGUUGCUGCUCCGCGUUUUCAUCGUCUGCGCUGGGGUGCUGAUGGCGGCCGCGGCGACGGGCGGCGACGGCGCUACGUCGUCGGUCGUCGUCCUCGGCAUGGCCCAGUGCGCCGGCUGCGGGAGGAAGGGCAUGGGCGCCGAGGCGGCGUUUAAGGGCCUCAAGGUGGCCAUCACCUGCAAGAAGGGCAACGGCACCGGCGCCGGCGAGUACGAGAGCAAGGCCGUCGCCAGCCUCGACGGCACGGGCGCAUUCGCGGUGCCCCUCCCGGCCGGCGCCGGCGCGUCCAAGUGCCUCGUGCAGCUCCAGAGCGCGGCGAGCGGCGCGCCCUGCCCCGGGCAGGAGCCGUCGAGGAUCGUGCCGCUGCCGUCCGAGGGCGCGGCCGAGGGCACAUUCGUCGCCGUCGCCGGCAAGGCGACGCGAGGCCGGACGGCCGCGGCGCCCGAGUGCGCGUCAGCCAACAUCUGCUUCCCGUGCCGCGGGUUCGGCAGGAAGCCCUUCUUCGCGCACCGGCGCAUGAGGCCCUUGCCGGAGUACGGGACGCCGGUGUACGCCCCGCCCGUGUACGGGACGCCGGUGCCGGCGUGCCUGUGCACCCCUACCCCGGCCCCGGGGUGCCAGUGCCCUUCUCCCACGCCGGUCUACGGGACGCCCGUGCCGGAAUACUUCCCGCCUCCAGCCCCGGACUACGGAACGCCGACGCCGGUGUAUGAUCCACCGGUGUACGGGACGCCGACGCCGGUGUACGCUCCACCAGUGUACGGGACGCCGACGCCGGUAUAUGCUCCGCCCACGUCGCCCGUGUACGGGACGCCGACGCCGGACUGCCCUCCCGAGGCGCCGGAGUACGGGACGCCGACGCCGGUGUACGCUCCGCCAACGGCGCCCGUGUACGGGACGCCGAGAUGCCAGUGCACCCCUACGCCGGACCCGGGAUGCCAGUGCCCUUCCCCGACGCCGGUGUACGGGACUCCAUCGCCGAGAUGCCGGUGCACCCCGACCCCGGAGCCCGGAUGCCAGUGCCCCACUCCAGUCUACGUGGCGCCGCCAACGCCGAGAUGCCUGUGCACCCCGACUCCGGCGCCGGGAUGCCAGUGCCCAGCUCCCACCCCCACGCCGGUCUACGGGACGACGUACCCUCCUGCCGCUCCGGUGUACCCGCAGCCGGCGCCGGAAUACGGAGCGCCGCCGUCGCCAGAGUGCCCGACGGAGUACUGCGGCACGCCCAUCUACACUCCCCCGGGCCACCACUAGCUAGCUCAUUAAUGGUAGCUUUCCUGUCUGACUUGGUGGUACUCCGGUGAAUAAAAAGUUAUGAGACUGAUUAAUGGCAGCGAUCGAGCUGAGGGAUUAAUGCUUAUGUGUGUAGUACUUCGCAGAUCGUUUGCAUCUGGCAAUGGAAGCAGUGGCUGAAUGUUGAUGAUGUGACACUAGUGACUAGAUCAUGAUA
Messenger RNA from Hordeum vulgare subsp. vulgare (domesticated barley), 1990 nucleotides. RefSeq names its product proline-rich extensin-like protein EPR1. The record is from RefSeq and is a predicted model, not a curated record. NCBI's taxonomy places the organism in Eukaryota, Viridiplantae, Streptophyta, Magnoliopsida, Poales, Poaceae. Bases 520 to 1794 code for a protein of 424 amino acids. The transcript has a single exon.